Mesorhabditis spiculigera is the source of this 855-nucleotide messenger RNA. The record is from the annotation of a GenBank genome assembly. Lineage: Eukaryota; Metazoa; Nematoda; Chromadorea; Rhabditida; Rhabditidae.
AUGAUGCUUGAAACAAAGUAUUACCUAACGAGGGAACUAUAUUUUUACGUGGCAAGCACCUACGAGAUUCUCCUUCACGAAUCGACCGCAGCCGCGUCUGCCACUUACCCUUCAUUCUUCACGUCACUAAGCAUGACAGAUAUUCAGAAGACAAAGGCUGUAUCUGGUAGUUGGCUCCUUCAAAGUGACUAUUCCCUGGUUUUUGCAAGAAAUCCCCCUUCCGAGGGCCUCUACAAAUAUUUGGCGAUUGGGUACAGGCAAUCAGAAGUUUGGCCUGCGUUGAGGGCUCAAGUCGUGUUGCUUUCGAAAUAUGCACCACAAUAUGCCGAUUGGUUCAUAUUCGCACACGAUGACGCUUUUCUGCUGAUCGAUUCGAUUAAAUAUGCGCUAGAGCUAUUUGAUCCCGAUAAGCGAUAUAUGGCAGUGCUUGGCAGUGACUUCGGGGAAGGAGAGACGGAGCAGCAAACGCGCGAAACCAAGAAACUGCGUAGCACCCACAUCCUCUCACAUGCAGCACUUGAGCAUCUACAGAAUCGAAUCGGAACGGGAACUAUGGGCUGCUCACUUACACAGGGUACACUUCAUAAAUGUCUAGAUGCGACGGUGGAAUUGGACUUGACGCGGGAUGUUCUUGGCAACACUCGGUCUCCACUCAUCGCUCGGCAUCUUACGCCAUUCGAAAUAAAGGAUUACCGGUAUUACAACGGGGGAUACAACGAUGGCAGCGAUAUCAUCAACAACUUCUCUCCGGAUUUGCUUUCAUUACACGGAUUGGAGGCGCAAGAUAUUAAGAUAUUCGACGUGCUCUUCAAUCGAAUCCGUAAAUACUCGGCAAUUGAUCGAAAAUAUCACCUU